CUGGGGAGACCAUAUAUAGUGAAUGCAGGGUCCGGGGAGAGCAGAUAUAGUGAAUGCAGGGUCCGGGGAGAGCAGAUAUAGUGAAUGCAGGGUCCAGGGAGACCAGAUAUAGUGAAUGCAGAGUCCAGGGAGACCAGAUAUAGUGAAUGCAGGGUCCGGGAGAGCAGAUAUAGUGAAUGCAGGGUCCGGGGAGAGCAGAUAUAGUGAAUGCAGGGUCCGGGGAGAGCAGAUAUAGUGAAUGCAGGGGUCCGGGGAGAGCAGAUAUAGUGAAUGCAGGGUCCGGGGAGACCAGAUAUAGUGAAUGCAGGGUCCAGGGA
Molecule: messenger RNA, 317 nt
Organism: Staurois parvus
Lineage: Eukaryota; Metazoa; Chordata; Amphibia; Anura; Ranidae
Source: the annotation of a GenBank genome assembly